Messenger RNA from Ostertagia ostertagi, 3540 nucleotides. Lineage: Eukaryota; Metazoa; Nematoda; Chromadorea; Rhabditida; Trichostrongylidae. The record is from the annotation of a GenBank genome assembly.
AUGCCUUAUGUGGUUAAUGAUGAAGUGUGUUACACGUGCGGCACAAAAUUCGCCUAUCCGGGUCCAUGUUGUCCCAGGAAUCUGUGCCCAACACAUCGGAGUCCGAUAUGUGAUAAUUACGGCCGAACUUUUGUCAACGAGUGUGUUUUCUUCCGAAUGCAAUGUCUGGUGAGAAAGGCAAGCGGACGGGUUCUACUGAAGAGCCACGACGGGGCAUGCUUGGAUAAUGAACGACAACGAGAAGACUGUCAAGCUGGUUGUCUAUUCAGCAACGACACGGCUGUCUGUGACGAGAAUGACGUCACACAUGAAAAUGAAUGCAUGUUUGAAAAAAUGAACUGCCACCUGAGAAACGAGGGUAAACCGGAAAUUUUACUGCGUCACUAUGGAGAAUGCAUCCAGCCCAUGGGUGUGGCGACAACGGAAGCCAGUCAAAGUGACCUAUCAGACCUUACUGAAGGCAGUGGUGAGAGAGUGAGAAAGGAACCAGCUAGUGGCAACGUUUCGACAACUGCUGGAGAUGUGGAAUCACUUCUGCUGCCCCAGAAAUCUUCAUCAGAGUCCAAAGUAGAGAACGACGACAUGAAUCCGCUCCAGAAUCAGCUGAGAGCUGUGAAGGCACGUGCUGUGCCGUCGGUAUUUAUCGACGAUAUCGACUCACUGAUAUCAUCCGAACAGGCGGCCUUUGCUGUAGAAGCGACUGCACCAAUGAUUAGAACGAUUGAUGAACAUGGAACCAUCACAGCGGAUAUGAACUCGAAGACAGUCAUAUCCAGCGGUCUACUGUCAUCUGCUGUAGAGUUACUAGCUGAAUCGAUGCCGACAACUUUGCUGCCGAGAACAAUUUCAGUUUCUGCCAUCUUACAGUUUCAGCCAUUCGACAUGACACAACCGUGUUCGGCCGCCGAAUGUGACAAGGCGAGGAAUCCCGUCUGCGACUCAAACAACCGGACACACAAAAACAUGUGCCUGUUCAAGUUUUUCGCAUGCAAGGCACAUCGUCAUGAUGGCCGUAUCAUCGAGCUCGCCUAUGCUGGUGAGUGCAGGGCUGGAGUGGACUUGGCUGAAAUGGCGUGUCCUCCGUGUCCAAUAUUGCCAUCGGAUAUUCCAAUUUGUGAUAAUCUUAACAAGACCCACAGCUCACUGUGUGAUUUGGCUCGCUUCAACUGCCAACAGAGAAUGCGCAAUGAAGGGGAACGAGUGUUGGUUCACCUCGGUCAAUGUCAUUCUCGAACUCUCACUUUCUCGCUGAAAGUGAGUGGAAACGAUGAAGUAUGCCCUAAGAAUUGUUCAGCAGAGAGGAGGCCAGUUUGCGAUGCUCAAGGGAACACGCACAAGAAUCUUUGUUAUUUUCAACAAAGCGCAUGCCAUAUAAGAAAGCAAGGAAGAUCAGCUCCAACACUGUUAGCGUUGAAAUCGUGUCCUGAAGCAGCCCGCAAUUUCCCACAGGCAAUUUCUUCGGAAUCGGUCACGCUGCAGAAAUUUGGGCCUUCACCUCCUUUGGAACCGUCAGCUGCCACAAACUCGGCAUUCGAGUGCCCUCCACCUGUUUGUACGCUGGAGGGACAACCAGUGUGUGACACCCGAGGAGUUCUACACGAGAACAUCUGCGUCUUCGUCCAUGCACGAUGCCUCGCCGCUCGAUCUGGAGUGACGCUAUCCACACAGUCUGAGGAGCAUUGCCUUAAAUCCAGAUGCCGUGAAGAGUGUUCAUCAAACGAGAAGCCCGUGUGUGGAAGUAAUUUUGUCACAUAUAAAAACCUAUGCCAUUUCAACAAAGAGCGAUGUAAGGAUGAAUCGCUUUCAGUGCUAUUCUACGGCAAAUGCCAGGAAUGUCUCGCGACACCGUGUCCUCCGCCAGCUCCGAACGCUACAGAUGAUCAUUUUGUGUGUGACGAAGACGGCUACACUCGUACUGUUUGCGAAUUCCAAAUGUUGAGCUGCAUUUUGGAAAGGAGUGCUGGCAUAAACAUCAGCAUUCAACACCUUGGACGAUGUUGUGAACUGGAUCUAUCGUGUAACAGCGAAAAAUCGUCGCCGGUCUGUGGGACUGACGGUCGGACUUAUGCCAACAAAUGUGCGUUGGCUAUGGAGGACUGCCAAAACUCGAAACUGCAACUUCCUCCAAUAGGAGUUGCUCGUUUGGGAUCAUGCGAGGAAAUAGGUGAUUCAAUAGUCGUCGUUUCGAGCGAUUCCGAAGAAGUGAUCGAGAAUCUGGAUCGUCCAGCAACAGUGACUUCUGCAGUAGCAACGGGCAAGAAGUACACUGGAGGGUCGAGUAACUGCCCAAACUCGUGCGAAAACACGUAUGCUCCUGUAUGUGGCUCCGAUGAUAUCACCUACACUAAUAUGUGCCAUUUGAAGUUGGCACAGUGUCGGCAAACGGCACCGAUAGGACUGGCAUACAAAGGAGAAUGCUGCACGAUGGACUGCCCACAUCACUUUACACCUGUUUGUGACGACCAGGGUGUAACUCAUCAGAACUUGUGCUUCUUCGGCAAAGAGCGCUGCAUUGUCGAGAAGAUCACUGGAAGGAAUAUUACAAUCCAAAAGUUCGACGUAUGUGACGAAAACAAAUGUGACAAAGAGUGUCCGAUGACGUAUAAGCCUGUAUGUGCUUCUAACGGAGAAACCUUGGUCAAUGACUGCCAUCUCGAGAAAUUGAAGUGCUUCUUAGCGAAGAAGUUUUCUACCGGGUUCCUAGUGAAGAAACUUCACGAUGGUGAAUGCUGUCCAAAUGAGAACUGCGGCUAUGAGUUUUCUCCAGUUUGCGAUUCUCAAGGUGACACUCACGCAAACCCUUGUGUUUUCCGGCGAAACGCAUGUUUACAGCGUAAAACAAACAACGUUACAAUAAGCAUCCAAUAUAAGGGACUCUGCUGCAGUCGGCAGUGUGAGGAGCAGUACGCGCCAAUCUGCGAUGGCAACCGGACCCAUCGAAACCUUUGCGAGUUCAAAGUGGCUCAAUGUGAGGCGGAACGGCAUGGUCAAGUUCUUACGUUAGCCUAUGCUGGCGAAUGCUGCUUGAUGCCAAAAGGAAAGUGCGAAUCGACUGGAAGUGUUUGCGAUUCAGACGGUCAAACGCAUACGAACAUGUGCCACUUUCUACAAAAGAAAUGUAUAACGAGUAAAACAAUGAGAAAGGCGCUAUCAAUCAUUCACACAGGUGGGACUCUACCUCUCAUUCUAGGUGAAUGCUGUACGAUUGAAGUCUGUCAUAAGGAUGACUCGUCGCCUGUAUGCGAUACUCAUGGAGGAACGCACGCAACUAGAUGUCAUUUCCAAAACACCAAAUGUAUCCAUGACAAAAUUCAUCCAAACAGGCCAAUUAACUUCGCCUACAACGGACCGUGUUGCGCUAGCGAUUGCGAUGGCAUACCUGAUGAACCAGUAUGUGAUCAGCACGGCAAUGUGUAUAGAAGUCGAUGUCACUUCAAAUUCAAAGCCUGUGAAAGGCGACGACGGAUCAAUUCAAUAUUAUUGGAAACUCCAUGCCCCGAGCGUCGACUUGUUCGGAGCCUCGCAAAAAUGCGAUCAUAA